Messenger RNA from Plasmodium vivax (malaria parasite P. vivax), 2388 nucleotides. RefSeq lists its product as hypothetical. Bases 316 to 2388 code for a protein of 690 amino acids. Lineage: Eukaryota; Apicomplexa; Aconoidasida; Haemosporida; Plasmodiidae. The transcript has a single exon. The record is from RefSeq and is a predicted model, not a curated record.
CUCCAUUUGCUGCCCCCACAUUGGGCAUUUAACCAACGCGGCUGGGUUAAAAAAAUGAAACAAAAUGACAACAACGGGGGACCGCAAAACAGCUUCUUUUCACCGGAGGGAUGCCCAACUGGAGCUUCGCUAGAGGAACACCAAAAGGGGCGGAUACGCAUAUUGCACCCACGCCGCUUCACGCGAAGGCGCUAACUUGCAGGACGUAGGGGGCCGCUCCCAUCGCGCUCGAUGAAGCCUUCGCGGCCGGCCUUUUGCUUGCGGCACCUGUAGAAGGCACCAACACGAAGCCACAAACACGAAGCCACGCCCCAAAUGAUAAGACGAGGAAGGAUCGUGGCUACAGCUAUAAGCCCCCUUUUCAGCACGAGCAGAAAGGUCCAAACGUCCGUGGGGAGGACCCCCAGGAACAAGCACUCGCCGAACCAUCACGAUGACUGGAGCCCCCUGAACGACGACCUAAGCUUCCUAAACGAUGACAUCAAACAUAAUUUGUACCGGCUAAAAUGCAUCGAGCAGAAAAAAAUAAAAACGGACCGCAUUGUGUAUAAGAAAAUAUUAAAGGACCUUUUGAAAAAAAAGGAAAGUUUUGUGGCCAACGAUAUGGUAGAAUUUUUGUAUAUACUUAUGUUUAACGAUUUGUACCACCUAGACAUAUGCUCCAAUUUUUUUUUUCAUUUUUAUAACCGGUGUGUGUGCUCCGGGAGGUACCUGGAGGGUGUGCACGUGAACAGCGUGGUUCACCUGAUCUUCUCGUUUUACGUGUUUGAGGGGUAUGGCUUCUUGGGGGGGUCAGCAAAGAGGGGCGGCCCCAAUAUGGGGGUGGCCAAUUUGGGGGCCAACCGGGAGACCCCCAAAGUGGUAACCCCCACCACACGGUACCGCGAAUACCACCGCAACGAAGCGCACAUGAGCUUCCACCUCUACACCCACCUCGCACCAUUCAUUCACGCGCACAUGGAGCACAUAAACAAAAGCCACCUGGUUAAGAUGUUGCUGGUCCUUUCCCAGUUCACGUCCAACUGGGGCGCCACUGCAUUUCUGCAGAGUGAAAGCAGAGAGGAGGCAGAAGAGAAAUGCGGCUUGAAAAACGUGGGGAUAAAUUUAUUCCCCCUGAUCGAAUCCUUCGCAGAAAAAAUUGACAUAGCGAAGGAUAUAAAAAGGGCGUAUUCCCCAGAAACGAUAACUGAAAAGGAAAUGAAAAAAAAAAAAGGAAAAUACUUACACAUGAUUGAUAACUCGAGUAAAAAUUUUAUUUACAUUGACGAUGAGUCAAAUAACAACAAAUUGGUAUGCCUCUUCUUUUUCGUUUUGUCAAAAUUGUUUUUCCCCGUUUGUCCGAGUUUCCUCCUACACGGGGGAGGCGCUCUGGAGGGGAGUCUUUCCCCCACGGGGGGAAAAAAAAACGGGGAUGGUACGACGGAAGCACACACUCCCUUCUGCACAGAUGAAAAGGCAACCCUCAGGAGUUGCGAAAAAAUAAAAUUCACCCUCGUGGAUAUGUUUAUGAGCCAUUACAGGCAAGUCGAAAUGCGCAAUCACGUUUUCUAUCGAAACGUAGACACACAGAGGAGCGGCGUGGAAAACUACGAAACGUAUAAAAAUAACAUUUUGAAGGCCAUGCGGAAAUAUGUUUUCCUUGAUGAGAUUUACAGCUUGGGGGUGCACUACAAGGUGGUGUUUUUCAAGGCCAUUUAUUCGCUGCAUUUUUUUCAGUUCCCCUUUUUGCGCCACGUGUAUGAGAUUCACUCGUAUGUGAGCGGCAGCAACGUGGACCACAUGGACUACAGCGAGCGGCUGCAUUUUAGCGGCGAGGGGGGUGGUGAUGGGAGCGGCCAUGGGAGUGGUGAUGGGAGCGGCGAUCUGGAGGGGGAGCGGGCCGAGCCACAUCACCCCCAAAAGAGAUGCGACGAACGGGCGAAAAACACAAUCGUGGAGCUCGCCAAAAGAGGGGACGUCUUCAACAAUGCGUACGUAAACCUACUGAACGAAAUCGAAGGCGACAUAAAAAACUGCUCCCCAGAGGAAGCACUAAACACACUGCUCCAAUUGCACUUGCUAAGAUUUGUAGACAACCACUUCGUGUUGCCACUCAUUUCGAAGCUCUGCAACAGCACUGACAAGCUCCGAAAUGAACAGAAAAAAAAAAUGAACGUGAUUAUCAUGUCCCUGCUAUCUUUCCUUUCGCCCCAUAUUGCUUCCAUCGAGUCAAUCCAAGCAGGGCCGCUUUGCGACGUGAACGUAUUUAACCACACGUACUGCAGCAACGAUGUUUAUGUGGGACACCUGCAGAGGCUGCGGGAGUUCGUGCAGCUCCUACAUGACAAACAGAUUUUUAAGAGGAAGAGGAAGGAGUUGCUCUCUUGGUCAAACUACAAGUGUGUGUAG